Pangasianodon hypophthalmus (striped catfish) is the source of this 1579-nucleotide messenger RNA. RefSeq names its product diphthamide biosynthesis 5 (gene dph5). The record is from RefSeq and is a predicted model, not a curated record. Lineage: Eukaryota; Metazoa; Chordata; Actinopteri; Siluriformes; Pangasiidae. Gene Ontology annotation, biological process: protein histidyl modification to diphthamide. Gene Ontology annotation, molecular function: diphthine synthase activity. The coding region runs from base 310 to 1176 and encodes 288 amino acids. The transcript has 7 exons.
CUUGCUUUACGGCAAAUCGGAUGUUGCUGCAGUAGAGGAACAUGUGAGAAAGUCUAGCUGUUGCUAUUUAAACCUGUGUGUCUAUAAGCUGUACUAAAACUUUUAACUUUUAAGCGCAUAGUAUACUUUAGUUUCCUCCUACUUUAUAUACGCGAACGUAAAACAUAUUAUUCAAAUUACGUUUAUAAAAAACGUAAUGUUAAACAAACAGUAAAUGAGCAGUUAGCCAUCUAUCUAACUACAUAGCAUUUGGAGUGAGCAGCUGUCAGAAAUCUAAUCUGAAGUGUAAGCUUGAUACGUCCUUCAGCGAUGUUUUAUUUCAUCGGUCUUGGUCUCGGUGAUGCUAAAGACAUCACGGUAAAGGGACUGGAAGUAAUCAAGCGAUGCAGCCGUGUUUAUCUGGAAGCCUACACGUCCAUACUGACUGUGGGGAAGGAAGCACUGGAGGAGUAUUAUGGGCGAGAGCUGAUUCUGGCAGACAGAGACAUGGUGGAACAGGAGGCAGACGAGAUCCUCAAGGGUGCUGAUGUCAGUGAUGUGGCCUUCCUGGUGGUGGGAGAUCCAUUUGGAGCCACAACCCACAGUGACCUGGUCCUGAGAGCAGUGAAUGCUGGGAUAAAGUACCGAGUCAUCCAUAAUGCCUCUAUCCUGAAUGCAGUGGGCUGCUGUGGGCUGCAGUUGUACAAUUUUGGUGAGACAGUGUCCAUCGUGUUCUGGACAGACAGCUGGAAACCGGAGAGCUUCUACGAUAAGAUCAAGAGGAACAGGGACAUGGGCAUGCACACGCUCUGCCUUCUGGAUAUCAAAGUGAAGGAGCAGUCCAUGGAGAACCUCAUGAGGGGUCGUAAGGUUUACGAGCCGCCCAGGUUCAUGACGGUGGCUCAGGCAGCCGAGCAGCUGCUGGAGGCGGUGCAGAACCGCCGAGAGCGAGCAGAGGAACCAGCCAUCACUGAGGACACGGUGUGUGUGGGACUGGCGCGGGUUGGGGCCGAUGACCAGGCCAUUCGAGCCGGAUCUCUGCGUGAGAUGGCGGAGUGUGAUUUGGGAGCGCCGCUGCACUCGAUGAUCAUCACGGGCCACCUGCACCCGCUCGAGGUGGACAUGCUGAGGCUCUUCAGCAGCCCAGAGGGUCUCAGAGGCCUGAAGAUGACUGACAGCUCCACCUAUGUCUCCUGAGAACCCAUGCAGAACUUUAAACCCCCUGCUGCCUCAUACCUGGAGCUUCAAGGAAACCACACGAAUUAUGUAUUUAUUUGGUGCCAAGGAAGUUGCAUUACAGUAUGUUGUUUUUGAGUUAAUUAAGUUUUCCCGUGCAGCCGUUGAGUGAAUUACAGAGGAGGAAAUGGUAAAAAGGUCACAGAGAAAGAAGAAAAGGUUUCAUCUGGGGCAAAUGAAUGCCUCUGAAAUGUGAAGUGGUUCUGUAAUUCAAAAUAGUGCAUACUUGGUCUUGUCAUGUGACCAUAAAACAUGUGCAUAUUAUUGCUGCUGGGUUCCCUGCAGUCCCGCGGUUUGUGAUGUGAGCCUCAUGUCGAAUCAAUUCUCUGUGUACAAAAUUUGAUAAAACCAAUUUUCAAAACAA